CCUCUCUCAUCUCACAAUAACCAAACCUCCUUCAAAUCUCUUCGUUCCUUGCAGAUUAGCUGUUUCGUUCUUUAGGGCUUUUUUUACAUCGCAAAUACACACAGACGAUGAGUUCGGCAGGUUCAACCAAAGGAGGGAGAGGCAAGCCCAAGUCCUCCAAAUCAGUCUCCAGAUCUCAGAAGGCCGGUCUUCAAUUCCCCGUCGGCAGAAUCGCCCGCUUCCUCAAAGCCGGCAAGUACGCGGAGCGAGUAGGUGCUGGUGCUCCGGUCUACCUCUCCGCCGUUCUUGAAUACCUAGCCGCUGAGGUUCUUGAACUUGCGGGGAAUGCUGCAAGGGAUAACAAGAAGAAUCGGAUUGUUCCAAGGCACAUACAGCUUGCGGUGAGAAAUGAUGAGGAGUUGAGCAAGCUCUUGGGGACUGUUACCAUUGCGAAUGGUGGUGUUUUGCCCAACAUUCAUCAGAAUCUUUUACCGCACAAGACCGGCAAAGGAAAGGCAGAUAUUGGAUCUGCGUCACAAGAGUUUUAGGGUUUCUGUUGUUGUCGCAAGAGUUUUAGGGUUUCUGCUGUUGUGGGAGAGUCUAAUGUCUGAAGGUUUCAAUUUAUUUGUGGUAUUAGAUCUUUGUAAACCCUGAUAUUGGGUAAUUUUGAUUGGAUAUAGAGAGGAAUGAAAACAAUAAUUUCUGUUA
Messenger RNA from Cornus florida, 687 nucleotides. RefSeq names its product histone H2AX-like. The record is from RefSeq and is a predicted model, not a curated record. Gene Ontology annotation, cellular component: nucleosome. Lineage: Eukaryota; Viridiplantae; Streptophyta; Magnoliopsida; Cornales; Cornaceae. Gene Ontology annotation, molecular function: structural constituent of chromatin; DNA binding; protein heterodimerization activity. The transcript is spliced from 2 exons. Bases 108 to 527 code for a protein of 139 amino acids.